AUAGCAAUUAAACGCAAACAUACGUCAAACACGAAAUUGGCGAUUUCGCUGCGAUCUCGUAUUUUCUUUUAUUUCUCAAUUAUUAACAUGAAUAAAAGCUAAUUUAUAUUAUAUCAUUAUGGAGGUUAUUGUUGCUAAUGUAGAUCAUAUAAAGUUUGACAUCGAUUAUGCACUGGAGGAGCAAUUUGGUGCAUUACCGCUGCCGUUCCCCGGAAUGGAUAAAUCAACGGCAGCGGUAUGCGAAUUUUUCAGCCAACCGGGUGGAUGUAGUAAUGGGCCGCAGUGCCCAUACAGGCACGUCCGCGGGGACCGCACAGUGGUCUGUAAACAUUGGCUACGUGGCCUCUGCAAGAAGGGAGACCAGUGUGAAUUCUUGCACGAAUAUGACAUGUCCAAAAUGCCUGAGUGCUACUUCUACGCGAGAUUCAAUGCAUGCCACAAUAAAGAAUGUCCAUUUCUUCACAUAGACCCUGAAAGCAAAAUUAAAGACUGUCCUUGGUACGACCGUGGUUUCUGCAGACAUGGACCACACUGUAGACACAGACAUGUUCGCAGAGUGUUCUGCAUGAACUAUCUUACUGGUUUCUGUCCUGACGGUCCCAGCUGCAAGUACAUGCAUCCCCGAUUUGAGUUGCCCGCUCCACCAGAGCAAACUAAGGAUGCUAAGCGGCUCCCUGUGUGCCACUACUGUUCAGAAGUCGGACAUAAAGCUACUACUUGCAAUAAGAUUCCUCAAGAGCAAAGAGAAGCAGCCCAGAAACAAGAGGAGGCGAGAUACCGCGCCCUCGGGUAUGUGAAGGCUGUUGACAAUGAUGACCCUAACCAGAACAACCAAGGACCAAGAAUCCCUCGUAUGAUGCACAAGCCACUUGAAGAGGUCACUUGCUUCAAAUGCGGCACUAAAGGGCACUACGCUAACAAAUGCCCGAAGGGACACUUGGCAUUCCUCUCCAGCCAAAAUCAACAUAACCAACAUAAUAAUUCACACAAUAACCACCAUAACAAUCCCCAUCACCAUCCCCAUAAUGCAUUCAAGAAACCCAAUUAGUUAAGAUUGAAACCAGGAUUAUCAAGUGAACUUUAUUGGUAAGGUGAGAGUGAUAUCUGCAAAGGACAGUUAGGAACAGAUUUUAUAAUGAAAGAAUAAAAUUGAGAUGAAGUUAGUUUGGAUCUUCUUAAAAACAUUUACACAUAAACAAAUCUCAGGCUAUUAGCCUCGAUGUUAUACAAUAAUAGAACAAUGGUUAGGACAUUAGAGUUAUGUUUCAGAAUAAAAUGUUCCAAACAAUAACAA
Molecule: messenger RNA, 1294 nt
Organism: Pectinophora gossypiella (pink bollworm)
Lineage: Eukaryota; Metazoa; Arthropoda; Insecta; Lepidoptera; Gelechiidae
Gene: Clp
Product: cleavage and polyadenylation specificity factor subunit 4
Exons: 4
Coding region: 119-1048 (309 amino acids)
Molecular function (GO): RNA binding; zinc ion binding
Source: RefSeq, a predicted model, not a curated record